Verticillium alfalfae VaMs.102 is the source of this 2175-nucleotide messenger RNA. Its product is annotated as transcription regulatory protein SNF5. Bases 1 to 2175 code for a protein of 724 amino acids. The record is from RefSeq and is a predicted model, not a curated record. The transcript has 2 exons. Gene Ontology annotation, molecular function: transcription coregulator activity. Gene Ontology annotation, cellular component: nuclear chromosome; SWI/SNF complex; nucleus. NCBI's taxonomy places the organism in Eukaryota, Fungi, Ascomycota, Sordariomycetes, Glomerellales, Plectosphaerellaceae. Gene Ontology annotation, biological process: chromatin remodeling; regulation of transcription by RNA polymerase II.
AUGGCCGCGCAACCAUCAACAUCCACGUCGGCGUCGACACCCACACCCUCGGCCACACCUGUCGGCGCGACAGCCUCUUCCUCAUCAGCAGCCGCCUCAGCCAACGGCAACGAUGACGCGUCUCAAGCUGAUGCCCAGGCCAAGCCCGCGCCUGCCGUUCUCGUGCGCGACAAGGAAUCCUUCCAGAAACUCAUGGUCGAACGCUAUGUGACGCGCGACUGGGAAAACCAGGCCGCCCAGGGCAUCGCCAUGCGGUACAACGCCGACAGCUUCCAGCGCUACAACGACAAAAUCGCUGAGUACAAGAUUAUACGCGAGUCCCACCGCCAGUAUUUUCCGCCCGCCCGGCUCUAUGGCGAGGGCUACGCCGGUUGGGGCAACGGCCACACAGAGAUCGACCCACGGGUCAAGACGGCGUUCCCAACCCAAAUUCUCUACCCAGCUUUCAAGCCGCGACUUGGAAAGAGGCGAUCGCCGCCGUUGACGUGGAAGAAAAAGGACAUCAAGAAGCAGGCGGAGCAGCACGAAGAGCUGGUGCCUGUGCGCAUCGACGUCGAUACGGACAAGCUGAAGCUGCGCGAUACUUUCACGUGGAACCUCCACGACCGGAUCGUGCACCUGGACACAUUUGCGCAGACGCUCAUCGAAGAUAUAGGUUUGGAGAUGGGCCCGGCGAAUAAGCACGUCCACGACGCCAUUGUGCACCAGAUGCACGACCAGCUGAUGGACUUUUACCCCUUUGCCUUUUCCGAAGAGGAUGCCCUCGAUCCCGAGCUCCCCUACUCAGCGUACAAGAACGACGAGAUGAGGAUACUGAUCAAGCUGAACAUCACGAUCGGUCAGCAUACCUUGGUCGACCAGUUCGAGUGGGAGAUCAACAACCCUCUGAACUCGCCUGAAGAGUUUGCCGCCACGAUGGCUCGCGAUCUGUCCCUCUCCGGCGAAUUCACGACCGCCAUCGCGCACUGCAUUCGAGAGCAAACCCAGCUCUUCACGCGCAGCCUUUACGGCGUCGGCCAUCCCUUUGAUGGGCGCCCUGUGGAAGAUCCCGACCUCAUCAACGCUUUCCUGCCAUCGCCACUACCCGCCGUCUUCCGACCACAGCAACAAGCAAAGGAGUACGCGCCAUACCUCUAUGAGCUGAACGACAUUGAUAUAGAACGCAACGAGCUUGUCUUCUCCAGAGAGCAGAGGCGACAGAAGAGGUCCAUCAACAGGCGAGGCGGACCUCAGCUCCCCGAUCUCAAGGACCGUCAACGAACAAUCCGCACGCUCAUCGUCUCGUCUGUGUUACCCGGCGCUGCUGCUAGCCUCGACGAGACAACGCUGUACAAGAGGGUCGCAGGAGCCCCCGGCACACGCAAGAGGCCAGGCGCCCGCGAUGGCGAUCUCUCCGAAUCCGACUCGAGCGACGACUCAGGACCCGACUCGCCCGCCAUCUCACAGCUUGGCGGCGGCACGGCGAGGACGAGGGGCCUACGCGGGGCCGCAACAGCCGCCCAGCAACGCAUGGCGAACCUGGGGCGCUCCGAGACCCCUGAGGCGAGCGUCAUCCACCAUCACGAGACGCGCAGGAAUGCCGGCCGCUACGGCCGUGAUCUGCGCGACGACACGGAGGAGCCAACGACCAUGAUCAUCACGCUCAAAAUCAACAAGGAUAAGCUCAGGAGAUUCCUGCAGAACCCGAAAGCACGAAUCACCCCAAGCGGGUCGCAAACGCCAGGAACGCCGAGCAUCAACAGGGCACCGAGCUCCAUGCCGCCACCUUCGACCCCGGCUUCCAACAACCAGAUGUUGCCCAAGGCUGGCACGCCGGCUGCUCCGCAAGCGCUGCUCGGCGGCGUGUCUGCACCGAACCCGGUCGAGGGGCAACCCCCUCCGCCACCGCCGCCCCCGCCCGAAUGGCUCUCCCGAGGCCUCCAGGAACUCCGCGAGACGUAUCCCCACGACCAGUUCGAAGGCAUCAUGCGCCACUCCUGCAUCAACCCUGAGACCGAAUUGCCCGUGGUCAUCCCCGCUGGCCAGCCGACACCUCCCGGGCACCGCUGGAUGUUCCUCCCGCGUAUCCGCUGCACGGACUGUCCUGGCAAGUCGUACACGCCGGGGCCGGACAUGACGACGGGCAACUUUGAGCGGCACCUGGGGGCUGGGCAACCAUCGCAAGAACGUGGAUAA